AUGUUGACAAACUCACUCAGCAACAGCACCAUCUCCUUCUGCUUUUCGCCCGACACCAGUAUCUCGUCCUUCACAUCAUGUGGCAGUCAUCUGGCUGUUCUAGGCGAGCUAGUCCAGUGUGAGGAGGAAUACAAAGCAGCUCUCCGAGUUCCGAUAUCUCUUCAAAACGCCCUAGCGCCUCUGCUUGACAUGAAGACUACAGCUCAUCCGAUUAUCCAGCGCGACUGGUACCAAGAGGCAGAGAUUGGGCUGAUUCUCUACCUUGCCGGAACCUCCUCGGCCUCGAGCGAAGAACAGUCUGCCUCGCUCUGCCAGUAUUCUCUGGCGCUAGAGGCCUCGCUUUACGCUGAAGAAAACAGGAAACUGGCCGGCCAAACCAAGCUCUCGCCGACCUCCAUCAUCAAAUCGAUCAAAAACUGGUGGAUCUCUAGCUGA
Molecule: messenger RNA, 435 nt
Organism: Puccinia graminis f. sp. tritici CRL 75-36-700-3
Lineage: Eukaryota; Fungi; Basidiomycota; Pucciniomycetes; Pucciniales; Pucciniaceae
Exons: 1
Coding region: 1-435 (144 amino acids)
Source: RefSeq, a predicted model, not a curated record